Messenger RNA from Ipomoea triloba (trilobed morning glory), 1537 nucleotides. Its product is annotated as G-box-binding factor 4-like. The transcript is spliced from 4 exons. Gene Ontology annotation, biological process: positive regulation of DNA-templated transcription. Gene Ontology annotation, cellular component: nucleus. The record is from RefSeq and is a predicted model, not a curated record. Lineage: Eukaryota; Viridiplantae; Streptophyta; Magnoliopsida; Solanales; Convolvulaceae. The coding region runs from base 243 to 1154 and encodes 303 amino acids. Gene Ontology annotation, molecular function: DNA-binding transcription factor activity.
UCGAAUAGUCGCAUAUCCUCUCUCUAACACUCUCUCUCUCUAUACCUUUCUCCUUGUGUACUUCCCAACGAGCGAAGAAAAGAACAGAAGGAGAAUUAUACUCCAAAACCCUAGGCCCAUCCUUUGCUUCCCAAACACCCACAUAAUCAUCACUCAAUCUUCACAUAAUUCAUACGCACAUACGUAUAGGUAUUUGUAGACAAAGGAAUUUGAUCGGCGUCCUAGUGAUUUACCACUCGGAAAUGGCGACGUCGAAGCUUAUGGCUUCUUCUUCAACCUCGCAGACUUCUGAUAUCCGGCGGAAAGCAUCGCCCUCUUCUUCGUCCACGACUUUGCCGGCCUUUUUUCACAAUCAGCAAUAUGCAUCAAAGAGCCAAGGCGAUGAUAGCAAUCCGGAUUCGAAUUUGAUGACUCUCGACAGAUUCUUAGAGAAUGUGUAUGCGGAUGAUCAAGCGGCGGCGGGUGGCGCUCUUCUGAGUGCUGGAAUUGCGCGGCGGGAUGUCGCCGGAGAUACUGAGCCGGUCGGCGAGUCGCCGGCCAAUGCGCCUGUGGUGCGGAAGACGGUGGAAGAUGUUUGGAGGGAGAUUGUGGAGGGGAAAAGGCUGCAGCAGAAGGAGGCGCCGACUGUGGAGUGUAAGGAAGAGGAAAUGGAUGAAAUGAUGACCCUAGAGGAUUUUCUGGUGAAGGCUGGGGCUGUUGAUGAACCUGCAGUGGCGGCCGGGCAUGGGGAGGUGAAGAUUGAGCCAGAUGGGGAGAGGUUUAGUGGGGGGAGUUUUAUGUUUGAUAGUCCAAUCCUAGGUACUCCUCAGCAUAGCAUGGAGGAUGUGGUUGGAUUUGGGAAUGUAAUGGAGGCAAGUGGAUCAGGGAGGGCGAAGAGGAGAGCCAUUUUGGAACCCUUGGAUAAAGCUGCCCUGCAAAGGCAACGGAGGAUGAUCAAGAAUAGAGAGUCUGCAGCAAGGUCAAGAGAGCGAAAACAGGCCUAUCAAGUUGAACUAGAGUCCAUGGCAGUAAAGUUAGAGGAGGAGAAUGAGCAGUUAUUGAGAGAACAGGCUGAGAGGACUAAAGAACGGUUCAAACAGUUAAUGGAGAAAGUGAUCCCAGUUACGGAGAAGCGAAGACCACCUCGAGCCCUACGACGAGUUAACUCAAUGUAGUUGUAAUAGGCAAAUGAUGCAAAGAUAUAAUGGAGACUGACUGCAUCCCUUUCUUGAGAACUUGGAGAAGGUAAAAGUAUGGCUGUCUAGAAAACUUCAAUCACCCAGAUUUUUGGUGGGUGGCUAGUCUUCAAGGCAGCAGUAAUAGUAAGUGGUGUAAAAUAUAGCAGCUUUUCAGAAUCAGGACAGCAAUAAUAUAAAUGUCAUGAAUGAGAUAGAUGUAGUGUUUAUAUAUAUCACCUUCCCAAAUUUAAUGGGAUAUCUAUUAUUUACCAGAUAUAUAUACAUCACUUCCCCAGAGUUAUAUGUGAGGGGAUGAAGGUCCAGACUAACAUGCUGUACUAUUUUUGUUAAUAGUGUAGGGUACCUUUUAUUAUUCACAA